Morchella sextelata is the source of this 2745-nucleotide messenger RNA. RefSeq lists its product as uncharacterized. The transcript has 5 exons. Lineage: Eukaryota; Fungi; Ascomycota; Pezizomycetes; Pezizales; Morchellaceae. The record is from RefSeq and is a predicted model, not a curated record. Gene Ontology annotation, molecular function: beta-mannosidase activity. Gene Ontology annotation, biological process: glycoprotein catabolic process; carbohydrate metabolic process. Bases 1 to 2745 code for a protein of 914 amino acids.
AUGACCAAGAACCCCUCCACCACCUCCCGCACCAACCUCUGUACCCCUCCCGCACAAAUGCAGUUCCUCGAAAGCACCCUCACAGCCGGACAUCUCGCCGCCUCCCCGCACAACCCCCAAACGGCCACCACCCUUCCUACCAACAUUCACCUCGAUCUCCCUAUCCCCGACCCACACCUCGGCUUCAACGAGCGCACCACGCAAUGGGUACACGACAACACAUGGGUUUACACCACAACCUUCAGCUGCUCUCCGCCCGUGGGAGCCAAAGUAUGUCUUGUGUUCGAGGGCCUCGACACGUUUGCGACCGUCUCGCUGAACGGGACGCCCAUCCUCGAGUGCCAGAACAUGUUUCGCAGCUACAGGGUCGAUGUGACGGGAAUCGUUAGGGCGGGGGAGAAUGAGGUGGUAAUGGAGUUUCGGAGCGCACUGAAGGAGGGGGAUCGAAUCAUGGCGCAGAAUGGCGGGGAGAGAGUCACGUGGAAUGGUCAUUAUUCGAGGGUGUUUGUGAGGAAGGCGCAGUAUCAUUAUGGCUGGGACUGGGGCCCGUCACUCAUAACCUGUGGCCCCUGGAAACCUAUUCGUCUCCAGGUCUACACAGACCGCAUUUCCAACGUUAAGAUCGAGCAAACUCUCAGCUCCCACCUCAAAACCGCAACCCUCGAUCUUACCGCUACUACCGAGACUUUCGACGCUCAAGAGAACUACACCCUCACCGCCACGCUCCUCUCUCCCUCCGGGCGAGAAAUUGAGCUAACCCUCUUACCUGCCACUGUAGGUGCCUGGAGGACUAGGUACGUCUUAACACCCCCCGAGUUAUGGUACCCGCACCAGCACGGCCCCCCGAACCUCUACACCAUCACUUUCACGCUCAGCAAACACACCUCUGACACCCCCGGUCCCCUCCACACCACCCAAAAACGCAUCGGUAUCCGCCGAAUCCUCCUCGUUCAGGAUUCUCUUCCGCAGCUCCCCGAUACCCCCGUCUCCGGCGGCACAACAUUCUACUUCAAUAUCAACAACACCCCCCUCUUCAUAGGCGGCUCCAACUGGAUCCCCGCGCACUCUUUCCUCCCCGCCGUACGGACACAAACUCUUCACAGCCUUCUACGCCUACUCCGCGACCGCGGAAACCAGAACAUGCUUCGCAUUUGGGGCGGUGGCGUCUAUGAGAGCGAUGAGCUCUACACGCUCUGCGACGAGCUCGGCAUCCUCGUGUGGCAGGACAUCUGUCUUGCUUGCGGCGACUACCCUGCGCAUCUGGACAACUUUGCCGACGAGAUCUGUGCGGAGGUGCGCGAAAACCUGGAGCGGCUGCGGUGUCAUCCGUCUUUGGUGGUUGUGGCGGGUAACAAUGAAGACUACCAGGUAGCGGAUGAGGAGCUAGGGUAUGACGCAAGGCAGCCGGAGGGAGAGUGGAGAAAGAGUUCGUUUCCGAGUAGGUGGCUGUAUGAGAAGAUCUUUCCGGGUAUUGUGAGGGAGGUUUGUAACGGAAAUACGGGCGCGGAGAUUGGGCAGGCGGGUACGGCUGGGACGGGGGUGGUGUAUUGGCCUGGAAGUCCGUGGGGAGGCGAGGAUAGUACGGAUCGGACAGUGGGGGAUAUACAUCAGUGGAAUAUCUGGGGCGGCCUUCAAGCACCCUACCAGCGCUAUCCGGACCUAGGCGGCCGCUUUAUAUCCGAAUUCGGCAUGCCCUCUUACCCCAGUAUAUCAACCAUCAAGAACGGUUUCCUCGACCCAGCCAUCCCCUUCGACAAAAAUAACUGGAACGCUGAGUCUGAGGUCAUCGAGCACCACGUUAGGGCUCAUAGCUUUCAGAAGCGUCUACUUGGGUAUCUAGGCGAGAACUUCAGGGUUGUAUCCGGAUCCUUGGAGGAGCGUGUAUAUUUAAGCCAGCUGCUGCAGAGUGAGGCAAUGAACUAUGCAUACCGUGGCUGGAGGCGUAGGUGGGCGAGUCGUGAGUGUGGCGGUGCGCUUGUGUGGCAGUUGAAUGAUGUCUGGCCUGUCACCUCUUGGUCCAUAGUCGACUUCCACCUACGCCCCAAACUCGCCUUUUACACCAUUUCCCGCGCCCUCUCCCCCAUAAUCCCAAUCAUAACCCGCACCACCACCAACCCCAAACCCAACUCCCAGCUUGAGGCCCUCGUCCGCUCCAAGACAACCCGGGGCGCUGGCUCCCAUCCCCUACACUCCACACCACAUAUUUACCCUCCCAAACAAAGCACCAUCCAUGUCAGCAUCUCCUCCACCGACGCCCACACCCCCACCCCCGUCAUCGUCGAAGUCCGCACCAUCAACAUCGCCACAGGUGACACCACCACUCUCCUCAAAACAACACUCACCAUCCCGCCCAACAGCGCCGUCGAUCUAGACUUCGGCGUCUCUGUCGGCGACGCUGCAGUCCAGGUGCGACUGUGGGACAAAGACGGUUUGCUACUAGCACGCGAGACGGACUGGCCACAGCCGCUAAAGCACUAUGUGUUUGAUAAGCGGGGGUGUGUACUGGAAUGGGAUGGAAUGAGGGAAGAGAUGCGCGUUAGUGUAGAGAGACCGGUGAAGGGGCUUGUGUUUGCGGAGCUUGAGGGGGUGGCGUGGAGCGAUAAUUGCUUGGAUGUGGUGCCGGGGGAUGUGCAGGUUAUAAGGGUGGAAGGGUUAAGGGGGAAGGCCUUAAGUGUGAGGUGGUAUGGAAUCAGUAGAGCGGAUUGUAAGGAUCUGAUUCUGGAUGUUGGGGAGGUGGUUUGUUGA